UGACGCCACCACGCUUUCCCUACCAUGCGACGCGUCAUGUCCGAAGAAAGAUGGCGGAAGGCGGAGCGGCAGAUCUGGAUACCCAAAGAGGAGAGAUCGCGGCGCUUCUGAAAACACAGUUACGAAAGGGAGACACUUGGUACCUUGUGGACAGUCGUUGGUUUAAACAGUGGAAGAAAUAUGUGGGGUUCGACAGCUGGGAUAAAUAUCAGAUGGGCGAUCAAAAUGUCUACCCAGGACCGGUGGAUAACUCUGGGCUUCUCAAAGAUGGGGAUGUGCUGGCAAUCAAGGAGCACCUCAUCGAUGAGCUGGACUACAUCUUGGUGCCGACGGAGGGCUGGAAUAAGCUGGUCAGCUGGUAUGGGGUGACAAAGGGCCAGGAGCCAAUCGCACGAAAGGUGGUGGAACAGGGUAUGUUUGUGAAGCACUGCAAGGUGGAGGUGUACCUGACGGAACUGAAGCUUUGUGAAGACAGCAACAUGGACAACGUGAUCACCAGACGCUUCAGUAAAGCCGACACAAUAGAUAUGAUAGAGAAGGAGAUGCGAAAGCUGUUCAGCAUCCCUGAUGAGAAGGAGACACGACUGUGGAACAGGUACAUGAGCAACACCUUCGAGCCUCUCAACAAGCCGGACAGCACCAUCCAGGACGCCGGACUGUACCAAGGACAGGUUCUCGUCAUAGAGCAGAAGAACGAGGAUGGCUCAUGGCCCCGAGGCUCCAUGGCUUCCAAGUCAUCUGGUGCUUCCAAUCUCUCUGCUUUGCCAAAGAUCUCGCCUUCAUCUCUCACAAACAAUCAUAACAGCAGCUUCAACAGCAGGAAUGUUAAGAACUCCAGCUACAGUCUGCCCUCCUCCUACCAACCGUACAGCAACAGCUACGACUACUCGGAGCAGAGCAGGCAGAGCGAGCGUUCGGGCCUCUGUGGACUCUCCAACCUGGGAAACACCUGUUUUAUGAACUCUGCAGUGCAGUGUUUAAGCAAUAUCCCCCCUCUGACGGAGUACUUCCUCAAAGACAAGUACAGAGACGAGCUGAACGAGGACAACCCCCUGGGCAUGAAAGGGGAGAUCGCCAGAGCCUACGCUGAGCUCAUCAAGCAGCUUUGGUCGGGGAAAUACAGCUACGUAACGCCGAGACCCUUUAAGACCCAGGUGGGCCGGUUCGCCCCACAGUUCUCCGGCUACCAGCAGCAGGACUCCCACGAGCUCCUGGCCUUCCUCCUGGACGGCCUUCACGAGGACCUGAACCGCAUCAGGAAGAAACCCUACAUCCAGCUGAAGGACGCCAACGGUCGGCCAGAUAAGGUGGUGGCGGAGGAAGCGUGGGAAAACCACAUUAAGAGGAACGACUCCAUCAUCGUGGACAUCUUCCACGGCCUCUUCAAAUCCACUCUGGUUUGUCCUGUGUGUGCCAAGGUCUCUGUGACCUUUGACCCUUUCUGCUACCUGACCCUCCCCCUGCCCAUGAAGAAGGAGCGGACACUAGAGGUGUACCUCGUUAGACUGGACCCAGUCGCUAAACCAACACAGUACAAGCUGACCGUCCCAAAGGUGGGAUACAUCUCUGACCUUUGUACCUCCCUCUCUAGCCUAUCUGGAGUGCCUGCUGACAAGAUGAUUGUUACUGACAUCUACAACCACCGUUUCCACCGGAUCUUUGCCACUAAUGAAAACCUCAGCAGCAUCAUGGAGCGAGAUGAUAUUUACGUCUUUGAGGUGGCGGUGAACAGAGUGGAAGAUGCGGAUCACGUAGUAAUCCCUGUUCACUUGAGGGAAAAGUUCAAACAGUCGGGCUACAACCACACCAGUACGCCGCUGUUUGGUCUGCCCUUCCUCAUCGCCGUCCCAAGAACUCUGAGCGAGGACAAACUCUACAACAUGCUCCUCUCUCGACUCUGCCGGUUUGUCCGAUCUCCUGUGGAAGAGGAUGAGGAGGACAGCGAAGAGACGCAGCCGUCCACGCAACACGCUAUUAAUGGAAACGCCACCAACGGGUUGCUAGAGGAGGGCUCGCCUAGUGAGAUGGAGACGGACGAGCAGGACGACGAGUCCAGUCAGGACCAGGAGCUGCCGUCGGAGAACGAGAACAGCCAGUCGGAGGAUUCGGUGGGAGGCGACAACGAGCUGGAGAACGGUGUGACGGCACCGCAGAUCUCCACCAAGGUUCAGCAAACGGCCGGCCUCAACAGGAGGAGGCUCUUUACAUUCCAGUUCGACAACAUGGGCAAAUCGGACUUCUCACUCAUCAAGGAGGACACCAAGCUGAUCCGCUUUGACGAGGGACAUCUCAGACUAAGUGACCGCUCGUAUCUGUCUUUGGACUGGGAACCAGAGAUCAAGAAGAAGUAUUUUGAUGAGAGCGUCGUUGAGGACUAUGACAAGCAUGAGAGCAUGGAGUACAAACCUCAGAAAAAAGCUUUCUUCAAGCUGAAGGACUGCAUCGAGCUGUUCACCACCAAGGAGAAACUGGGAGCCGAGGAUCCCUGGUACUGCCCAAACUGCAAGCAGCAUCAGCAGGCCACCAAGAAGCUGGACCUCUGGUCCUUGCCGCCGGUUCUCGUGGUCCACCUUAAACGUUUCUCUUACAGCCGCUACAUGAGGGACAAGCUGGACUCGCUGGUUGACUUCCCACUCAGGGAUCUGGAUAUGUCGGAGUUCCUGAUCAACCCCAACGCCGGGCCCUGUCGCUAUGACCUCAUCGCUGUGUCCAACCACUAUGGCGGGAUGGGAGGCGGACAUUACACCGCCUAUGCUAAGAGCAAAGAUGACGGGAAGUGGUACUACUUUGACGACAGCAGUGUGUCUCCAGCCAGUGAGGACCAAAUAGUGUCCAAAGCCGGCUAUGUGUUGUUCUACCAGCGCCAGGACACGGUCAAAGGCACCGGAUACUUUGCCCUGGACCGGGAUGAAGAGGAGGAUGAAGAGGAGGAGGAGGAAGGUGGGGAUGCUGAGGAAAACGAGGCGGAGGAGCUCCUAGAAAGAAGGACCGUCUCGUGUUCUCAGGGUGCCUGCUCCAGCGCACAAAGCGACGACGAGGAGCCGAUCGAGAACAAGAGCAGGAAAAAUGACAUCAACGAGGAGGAGGAUGAUGAAGAGGAGGAGGAAGAGGAGGAGGAGGAGGAAGAGGUAUCCAAUCAUGACAUUACCAUGAAAACCAACUGAGGUAUACGGAUUCAGGAACAAGCAGAGAUAAGAAAGGGAUCUGUGCAUCAUGAAGCCAUAGGGACACACGGCGCUGCAGCGAGCCACCGGUCCCGCUCAGCCGCACGGACCGAACCGGGCCGCCGCCACCGGGACAUCGACUGUUCGGCUGGGGGAGCUGCCUCGGUACGCAACUCUAAUAAAUCAGGAGCCUCUUGUGGGUGAAUCACUGCGUGUGUGUUUGAGAGAGCGUGUCGCCGACAUCAACUCCCACAGAGCAUAAAGAAUGAUGACGGCGCCCUCAGCAGGCGCUGCUGCUGCGCCGCCACCUUUUUCUCUAUAUUUGAAAUGUUAUUUAAGCAGUGCAUUGUUUGCAUAUCAUUUUAGUAUUAUUUGGAUUUUGUAAAUAUUUUUAAACACUGAACUGCAUUGAGUUUUCAUGAUGCGCUGAAAUAUUUUUGAACUUGCACAAACACUACUCCGCCUCCUCCUCCUCCUUUAGAACGCCAGACGAACUGCAUCUAUAAUCUAGACAUAACGUAGAGAAGCGGAUGAAAUAUCCCAGCUUUCUGCUUUUGCUGCUCAAGCAGCUGAUCUCUCGUUCUGAUUGGUCGCAUUUUAACUCCAACAUCUUAGAGGUCAAAGAUUGUUAGUCAAACUUAUAUACUGUGGAUUGUUUUGCAGAAAACAUGUGCUGGAAAAAGUUCCACACUGCCAAUCGCCUCCUCAUUGCUCUUCAUAUCUACGUGAAGCUUUAGUCCUGUCCAGUUUUAUUACAGCUUUGACCUGCAGGCAGAUUUCUACAAAAUAUUUCUUUCUGGAUCGAUCCUGCCCAGAGCAAACAUCGAUCCCAUUCAGAGCUGAAGACUAAACAUUUGAAGCUGUCUAGCUUUGCUAAAUCAGAUUUUUUGCUUCUUAGAUUGUAAAUCUUUAAAAAAAAAGCGUAGCUAGCUUUUCAAAUCAGCUCAGGAGGAUGAACCAGAGAAGCUGCUGUUACUUUUCAAUAGACAGCUUCCCUCUGAUUACAUUUUAAACCUCACUGACAUUAUAAAGCCUAAGUUUACAUGAUGCUUAAAGGUGAUGCGUUCGGUGACUAAGUAAAGAUCAAAUUUCCUUCCCUUUGGUGCGUAAAGAAUCUAAAAAUCAGCCUCUGAUUUCUUCAUUCCUCCCACGUCCUCUUAAAAUCACUUCGGCCUUAACUCCACAUUAACACACUGCUAUAUUCACCUCCAAGUUUUUCUUUUUAACCCACAAGAGGGCCAGAAUAUACACUGAACUGAAUGAACAAAGACCACAUGUAUGUGAAUCAUGCCUUUAGAUUGAUUGUUUUUUUCCCUCGAUUUUUCCGGCCCUCUCUUUGCUUUUUGGUAACAGGUUCUCCGCCUUUGAUGCUGCCUGUUCGAGUUUCUGGGGAAACGCUUCUAGUGUGUGUGUGGGUGGGUGUGUGUGUGGGAUUUGAAGCGGGGGAGGUGGGGUGAGUCGACCUGAAGCCUUUCAGCUCGUAGGACCAUCAUCCAGUGAUGCGGCAGAGCUCCUGUCGCCUCCCAUUACGAGGCUCCGCCUCUGGUUCCAUCGGCCGACUCGCCCCAUCCUAACGCCGUGGGACGCGAUCGCUUCUUUAGGCUUGUACGAUAUUGUACAGAAGAGUUCACUCUGUGAGUGCACAUUUGAUAAAGUUUAUUUAUUUAUAUGUAAGCAUUUAAUAAUGAAAUGACGAUAUAUUUAAAGCCUCGGCAAGACGCCAGGAGUCGGGUGUUCGGUUACACACUAGUUUGCGAAGUCUUGUCAGGGAGGGAAUAUUUUUUUAAAAAGAUUUUUUUUUCUGUUACUGGAUUUUUCUUUUGUAAAAAAUGAAUUCAGAUGUCCUUGCAUGAAGACGUAUGGAAGUUUCCAGGUUUGGCUGCACUUGAGUUCACUUGGGUUGACAUUUGAAUUGUGCAUGUGUAUUUAUACACAAUUACAAUAAAAGUUAAGCUUCCUGUGGCUUUUUCCCCCCUCUGA
This is a messenger RNA of Cyprinodon tularosa, 5144 nucleotides long. Its product is annotated as ubiquitin carboxyl-terminal hydrolase 15-like. The record is from RefSeq and is a predicted model, not a curated record. The transcript is spliced from 22 exons. Bases 51 to 3164 code for a protein of 1037 amino acids. Gene Ontology annotation, biological process: protein deubiquitination. Gene Ontology annotation, molecular function: cysteine-type deubiquitinase activity. Lineage: Eukaryota; Metazoa; Chordata; Actinopteri; Cyprinodontiformes; Cyprinodontidae.